This is a messenger RNA of Paramecium primaurelia, 5087 nucleotides long. The record is from the annotation of a GenBank genome assembly. NCBI's taxonomy places the organism in Eukaryota, Ciliophora, Oligohymenophorea, Peniculida, Parameciidae.
AUGAAAAAAGAAUUUGAAAAAUAAAAGAAGAAAUAUAUUGGUCUGACAGAAAUCUUUAACAAAAUGAUAUAGAUUACAUUGCAAUCUUAAAAAAGCAUAACAUUGAACUCAACAGUAUAAUUGAUACUUCUCUUUAUAUGUAAAUUUUAGUUGACAUUCUUUUUGUUUUAUGUUAAUUAUGAAUGGUAAGAUGCAAAAAAUUUAUAUAUGUUUAACAAAGUUUUACUUUUAAUAUUUCGAAUUGAUAUAUUCUUGUAAACAUUUGAAGUUAUCAACAGGUUUGUUAUAUAUUUGAUACUAAGUAUUCUAAUAAUUGAAAAGCUUUUUUGUGGUUUUUUAUUAUGGGAUGGGAUUAAUAAAACGAAAUAUAUAUAUUUAAAUAAAAUACUUGGGAUUUAUAUUUAAUUAUAUUAUGGAUAGUUUCAUAUUUUAUUUACAACAUUAACUUGUUUAUUCUUAACUCAUUAAUAUAAUUAAUUGUAAGUAAAUAACAUUAAUUAUAUACAUUUAUUAUUUGGAAUUUUAUGUUUUUUAUUAUUGUAAUUAGAAGCAAUUUAUCAUUUAUUAAUAAGUGAAUAAUCAAUAGAUGGAAAAAUUAUAUGUUUUGAUAGAUUAAGAAUCACAGUUAAAGAAUACAUUAUUUAAUUUUUAAAUUUGAUUAUCAUCAUUCUAUUUUCAGUAGUAAAAAAUUCUGAGAUUGUUUUAUGGAUAAUUCAUUUAUUAGUAUUAUUAAGUACAUCAAUAAAUAUAAUUAAUAUAUAAGAAAAUCAAACAAUUAUAGAAAACAAUAAAAAGUUUAUUAUUUACUUUUCUGAUUCAUUUACUAUUGUUUAUAUCUUUUAUUCAUUAAUCUAAUAAAUUGUUUAAAGAUAAGAUUUUUAAGUAUUAAUUUAUACAUUCUUUUCAUUUCCAUUAUUACUAAAAAUAAUAUUAAAAUUUGAUAAUUUGAUCAAUACAAAAUUAGAUCAUUUAGCAUUUUCUAAAUCAAAAGUAGACAUCUUUGCAAUAACUCAAUUUUUAAUAAAAAAGUAAAAUAAUUAGUUCUAACCUGUAUUAUUUAAAUUAUAUAUCCAUAAUUAUCAUUUAAAAAAAUGUAAAAAUGUAAAAUGUAUUUGUAAUCAAUAAAUAAUGUACUUAGAUCCUAGAGAUGCAGCUACACUUACAUAAGAUAUUGAUAAAGAUUUUGUUCAUUAAAAAUUAAAACAAAUUAGAAAAUAUCUUUUUACUUAAAACAUUGCUAACAUAGAUGAAAUAUAACAUUAUACAAUUAUGUAUGGUAUAUUAUUAGCAAAUAAUGGAUGGCCUAUUUAAUCAAUAAAACAUUUUAAUUAGUUAGUGUAUGGUAAAUCUAGUUCUAAAAGUUCAGUCAUAAGUGUUAACUAAAGUCUGUAAAAUCCUCAUUCUUUUUCAGCAACUAUAAGAAAAGAUUCUUCAUCUUAAACAUAAACAGAUCCUGAAAAAUAGCUUGAUAAUAUUAAAAAAAGCAAUAAAGCCAAAUCUUAUUAAUAUUCUAUUCCUUAUUAAGUCAAUUUUGAUUAAAUAUAAUUGUCAAAAAUAUUUUAUAUUUAAAAUGAAAUCAAAGAAAACUUAAGAUAUUUGUUUGGCAAUUCUACUUUAACUGCAGAAAUGCAUAAUUUAUCUGAAUAAAUACAAAUUUUUAUGUAAUAAGAAAUGAUGUUAGAUAAGUAUGUCAAUGAAAUUAAGAAAAUAUUAAAAAUGAAACUAAAAUAUUUUGAAAAUUUAAUGAUUUUAAUAAAGGAAAAGAGAAUGUCAGAUCUUAUGAAAUAAUUAAUGAAUAUUACUAAUAAAAUGAUUUUAUUUAAAAAUUCAUUAUAAUCAUAAUAUGAAAUCAUUUAAAGUAAAAGAUUAUAAUCAUUAUAAAUAUUUUAUGAAGCUGAAGUAUUUAAAAAUUAUUUAGAUGCAUUUAAAAUGCAUAAUUAAUCAACUCUAUCAUAAGAAUAAAUAUAAAUAAUUAAUAAAAAUCUCAAUAUUAAUUUUAAUUCAAAUGAUAUGAGCUAUAUUAUUUUAUAAAUAGAUGAUGAUCUUUAAAAUGCAGAAAUACUAAAAUAUUCAUCAAAUAUAUUAUAAAUAAUUGAUUAUAAUUCUAAUGAAGAAUUAACUUUUGAAUAAUUAUUAUUACCAUUUAUUUUAAGAGAGCAUCCUUUACUAAUUUCUAGAUUUUUUAAAAUUGGAUAAUCAAAAUAUUAUAAAUAAUUUAAUUAAACAUUUAUAAGAACAUAAAAUAAUAUAGCAAAAUCUAUUGCAUUUACUUUCGAUAAUAUUGUUUAACAUAAGCAGGAUAAAAUUAUCUUAGUUGGAUUGUUGCAAGAAAUAAUAAUUCAAUAACCUUUUAUUAUGAUUGAUGUAAAUUAAGUAGUAGGUGGUAUUACUAAUGCUUUUUUCUCAUUAUUAGGAUACAAUUAAUAAUUUAUUGAUACCAUUUGUGAUUUUUCAAUAUUUUAUCAACUAAAGAUUUCAUAAAUAUUUCCUAGUUUUAAUGAUAUAACUUAAAAUGAAGAUUAAUAAUAACCAAUUAUGAAAUUUAAUAAUGUUGAUACUUAUUUUAUAGAUUUAGAAAUAUUAAUUAAUGAAUUUACUAUUGAAAACAGCAAUACUUUAAAAUAAUAGUCUGUAAUUUUAAAUAAAUUAUGGGGUAGAUAAAAUUGUACUAAGUUCUAUUUAACAAACAUUACAAUAUAAUCAUAUCAUCUUUAUGGAUUUUAUUAUUACAUAAUACAUUUAGAUUCAUCAUUUUAAAAAACAGAAGGUGUAAAUAGCAGUAAAACUUAAGAUAGAUAUAGUGAAGAUAGGAAAAAAUCAGAGCUAUCAUAAAAUUUUUAAAUAAGUCAUUUAGAUAUGUCUUUAGAAGAAGCAUAACCAGGAACAAUCAAUUAGAUCUCAAUUUAAAGUAGAGAAGGUUAUUCAGAAAAAAGUUAAACUAAAAAUAAAAAUAUAAAUUUAUUUUAAGUUUAAGAAGUUUUAUAAGAAGAUGUAGAAUAGAAAGUAGAUUAAUAUUUAUAAGUCCUCUCACCUAAUAAAAGCACAAGUUAAUUAAUUGAUAAUUAAAGAGAUAAAUUUAUUUAAUAAACUAUACAGUAAGACUAUUAUACUGUGAAUACAAGUUAAAAAUUAAAUAAAUUGAAUCGAAGCAAUGAUCAUAAGGAAUAAAAUAUUAAAGGAGAUUAAAUAAUUGGUCAACUCUUUAGAGAUUCUUUGAAAAAUACUGAAUACGGUGUAGGUAACAGUGAAGUAAUAAAGAAAUAUGAAUUAUUAAGUAGAUUAACAAAAGAAAAAACACCUUAAAUACUAAAAUUAGCAAUUAGUACAAUAGUGAUUUUCAUCUUGAUAUAAACUAUAUCUCUAUCAUUAGUUGUCUCUAUUCUUAAUAAUGAUAUUCUAUAAUUUAUAUCAGAUGUUGAGAUUAUAGCUUUACAUGCAAGCAUUUAAGGACCACAUGACUUAUUUUUUUCAAUGCGAAAUACUAUCUCUGCAUAUCAAUAAAUGGGAAGAGAAGGCUAUAUACCAAAUUCCAUAGUACCAAAUUUAACUGCACCUUAUGAAAAAAAUUUAGGAUUAGGUUAUUUUGAAUUGAGAGAUAGUUUUUAUAAAUAACUUGAUAAUGAAUAUUUAAGAGGUUUUCUUGAUGGAGAAAGUAUGGAAUUAUUUUUUAUGAAAAAUAAUGAUACAUAAAAUUAUGCUAUAGAAAUAAAGACUUUUAGAGAAUGUUUGUUUAUUAUUUUAUAAUAUCAAUAUGCAUAAAUGAGAGUAUUGUAAAAUAAAUUGAGUGCUUCUGGAUAACCAUUUUAAGUAUUUUUAUUUUCUAAUUAUUACAAUAUUCAAGAUAAACUUGAAAAUAUAACAAAUGAUAUAUUGUAGUAUUCAAAGACAAGAAGUGUAGAAGUUGGUGAGAAAUGGAGUUCAAUUAGUAUUUGUUUUUCAAUUUUAAUUUUAGUAAUAGCAUUUACUAUUGUAUUUUAGCUUCAUUAAUAUUAUAAAUUAUAUGAUAGAUUUUUAUAGUUAUUAAAUUUUAUGGAUAAACAAAAAGUUUAAUUUGAAAUUGAAAAAUUAAAUUAAUUGUUAAAAGUAAUAAUAUCUAAUUAAGAAUGUGUUUAUUCUUAUUAAUUUGAUCUUUAACAUUAAGAAUCAUUAAUGUAAAAUUAUGUUUCUUUAAAUAAAAUAUCAAAUACUAAGAAAAAUUUAGAAAAUAAUUCAUUAAUCUAAAUUCCAAGAAGAUAUUUUUUUAUAAUUUGGACUAUUAUUGCUUGUGUUUUUUAAGUUUAUAUAAUUGUGACACAAAUUAAAACAAAUGAAUAUAUUAGUAAAUAUGAUGAUACUGCAGAUUUCUAUUUUAUGAUAUAAAAUUUAAAAUUUAGAAGUGGUUCUAUGUAUAUGUAUAGAGAACAUCUUUUUAGAUUUAAAAAUUUUACUUAUUUAACAACUUAUGAUUUAUAGAGAGCAUAUUAAUUAAUAGAUAAAGCAUAAAAUAAUAUAUAACAAUAUUUAGAUUUUACAAAUUCAUUUUAAGAAAACAAAUAUUUAUUAUCUGAUGAAUUUAUUUCAUUCUUUUAGUAUUAAUAAAAUAAUAAUUUAUGUGAAUUUAUAGACUAAGUAAAUUAAUUAAUAAUUAUUUAUAGAUUUAUUUAAAUUUUAUGUCUUUGUAUUGUGAAAAAUCAUUUGAUGGUUUAUUGAAAUAAGGUUCAAUAUCUGUUCUUAAUUUUAUGUCAAAUUAAAUAAAAAAUUAAUAGGCUAUUAAUAAUUUUACAAAAAGAGUUGAUGUAGAUCUUUAUGAAUUAGAAGGAUCUUAAAUAGUAAUGAGAUCUUUUUUUAGAAUUUCAGAUGAAUUUUAAAUUGGAUUAAAAUAAAUAACAACUGCAUAAAAUUAAUUCACACUCAUCAUUACUAUAAUAUUCAUUACAUAUUUAACAAUUUUCUUAUAUGUCAUAUUAUUUAUAGUUAAAAAACUAUUAAUAAAGGAAUAUGCAUUGUUAAGAAGAAUAGUUUAUUUGAUUCCAUAAUAGAUUGUAUUAGGAGAUGAAUCAUUUGAAAGAUUUCUUAAAUAAUUAGCAUUAACUUAAGAAUUAAAAUGA